This is a messenger RNA of Cydia splendana, 2540 nucleotides long. RefSeq names its product silk gland factor 1 (gene fkh). Gene Ontology annotation, molecular function: RNA polymerase II cis-regulatory region sequence-specific DNA binding; DNA-binding transcription factor activity, RNA polymerase II-specific; protein domain specific binding. The coding region runs from base 179 to 1231 and encodes 350 amino acids. The record is from RefSeq and is a predicted model, not a curated record. The transcript has a single exon. Gene Ontology annotation, biological process: anatomical structure morphogenesis; regulation of transcription by RNA polymerase II; cell differentiation. Lineage: Eukaryota; Metazoa; Arthropoda; Insecta; Lepidoptera; Tortricidae.
CGCGGGCGCGGGCGCCGUGCGCGCGCAGCGGGGGGCGGGGCGCCGCCGGCCCCGCCCCCUCGGGCGCCAAUCCGCGGCGGCGUGGAGGGGCGGCCGGGCCCCUGGCCUCUAUUUACUCUUUCAAUCAGUGCGAGUGUUUGCCCCUGGCCGGCGUGCACGCGCGGGUGAUGCGCUAGCCAUGAUCUCGCAGAAGCUGUCGUACGGCGACGUGCCGACGUCCGCGUCGCUGAGCUCGCUGUCGCCGGGCCUCGCGCCGCCCUACGUGAACAGCAUGGGCUGCAUGCCAGCCCAGCCCUACCCGAACCUGUACUCCAACAACAUGGUGGCCGGCGGAUCUUGCAUGGGCUCCCCGGGCGUGGGCUACUCGCCGCCCAGCACCAUGGCGUCCUGCAUGGGCGGCGCCGGCGGAGUACCCUACGGGUCCCUGCCGAGGGAACAGGAGGCCGCUUCGCCGACCUCGGCGCUCCAGCGAGCGCGGAACGACAAAACCUACCGCCGAUCCUACACGCACGCGAAACCGCCCUACUCCUACAUCUCGCUCAUCACUAUGGCCAUCCAGAACAACCCCACGCGAAUGCUAACGCUCUCGGAAAUCUACCAGUUCAUCAUGGAUUUAUUCCCGUUCUACAGACAAAACCAGCAGCGCUGGCAGAACUCCAUCCGGCAUUCGCUAUCUUUCAACGACUGCUUCGUGAAAGUUCCGCGGACGCCCGACAAGCCCGGGAAGGGGUCGUUCUGGACGCUGCAUCCGGACAGCGGGAACAUGUUUGAGAACGGCUGUUUCCUCCGUCGUCAAAAGCGAUUUAAAGACGAAAAGAAGGAGGUGAUUAGACAAGCGCAGAAAGCGACGCACGGGCACGGACACCACGGAGGGCACGAGAAGAGAGAUCACCAUGAUAAGGGCGGGGAGCUUCGGCCGGCCGGCGGCGGCGUCGGCGACGACAAAGAGAUGCGCGACGAGCUGCUCGCUCAGCUCCACGCCGCGCCCGAGCUGUGCCUGCCCGAGCACACGCCGCUAGCCCUCGAGCACUACGCGCAGCUGAAGCAGGAGCCGCCCGGGUACGCGCCCGCGCCGCACCCCUUCAGCAUCACGCGGCUGCUGCCCGGCGCCGACACCAAGUCCGACCUGAAGAUGUACGACGUCAACUACGGGUACGGGCACUCGGCGGAGAACUACUACCAGUCGUCGCUGUACCACCAUCACCACGCGCACGCGCAGCCGCCCUUGUGACAGUAUCCGCUGGCGUAGGCCCGCCGCGGCCCCUGGCCCGGCGCCUACGCCGCGCUCUAACCGCGCAAGUAAGUCAACGGACUCCGCACUAAAAUCUCAUUAAAUUAUUGAUAUUGGACUCCUGAGUGAGCGUGAUUUGUGUUCUGGUGAUAUUCUAAGACGGUUUGUGUAAAUACGCUAUUUUGUCCAAGCCUAAUUAUCGUUAUAGAAGCGUCGCGUUGUCGCGUUAGGCCUAAUUGUGGAACUUGCGAAAGUGUCCUUUUAAAGUCCUUCUGAGCGUCUCCGUCGGCUCUUUUGAAUCAAAUAACAAUAUAAAUAAAAUGAGUGAUCGUUGAGCUUUUCCAUGAGUCGUUCUGUAACUGAAAUGAGUUGAAAUAGAGCUAAUCAGUUGCAUUAGACGAUCGAUACGUUAUCUGCAAAGCUGUACCUAUCAGUCGCCCGUGGCCGUAGUACUCGUUGAACUCUUUUGUAUGUAAACUCAAGUACGUAGUUAAGUAGUAAAUAUCAUUUUAACGCGAAUUUAAAUGCCACAAAAAAUAUUUUUAACAAAUGCCUUCCGAAUCACAUUCACGUGUCAAAAAUCUCAAUUUUAUUAAAAUUUGUGUCGAAAUACGAACCUAAAACUACGAUAACACGUUUUUAUAAUUUGUUGUGUGCAAUUUUUAUUGUAUAAACGUCGGUUUGACAUUAGUAGGUAAUAUUUUUUUUAUGAUGUCACAUUACUUAACUAAUUCAUUUAUAAAAUAAAAACAAUUAAAUAUAAAGUCAAUUAAACUACCUAUCUUAAUUGCUGGAGUGAAGUAAAAAACUAAAAAUAUAUCUUAAAUGAAAACAUUUUUAUUUAAAUUAUAAUCGCGUAGGUAGGCUUAGUUCUACAUAUACCUAAUAAUAAUAUGUAAAUGGAAAAUUUUAAACAACAUACUAUAUAAAUUUUAUUAAAAAUGUUUCAUUAUUUCGGUAGGAAACUAUGUUAUUAAUUAUUGUAAUUAAUUGAUUGAAAAGAAUCUACGGAGAACACAACAGAAGUGACGUCAUAUCGAGGACCGACAAGUGUGCAAUGUCGUUAAUGUAAAUUGUGUAUAAUAUACGUUAGAUAGGUGAAAUGGAAUUACCGUUCUGUCGACCAUCGUAUAGUCUAGAUAAGUUUUGUAUAUAUAGUUCUAAGGUAAAUAUAUAUGACUUUAAAUAAUGGUGUUUGGUGUAAAAUAGGUACCUAUCCAGGCUUCUGCACUACAUUCCAAUAUUUAUUUAUAUGCAAGUGUCAAUUUAGCAUUUUUAUUAUCAAAUAGCUUAGCAAGCGUUGCCGUUU